UUGCCUUGACGACAUCCAGGAACCGACGGGGAGAGGCGCCCGGGUCUCGACAGCUGGCGUACGGGAGAGUGCGCGCCCCGGAGGGAGGACGGGAGAGAGGGAUGUUAACACAGAGGAGACGGCUGUUCUCCGGAGAGCCGCGCACAACGGGAAUAUGACAGCGCGGGGCUUAAUGCGCGCCCGACUGUUAACGGAGCCAGAAUAACGGACCGACGCAGGGAGCGUAGCGAGGAAAUAUUUUAAGUCAACCCCCAAGUCGAUGAGCAUUGUGAGAGGGGAACCGUCGCCAGAGCUGCGCUCUCCUGAAAUAUGACCAGGGAUGUUUGGACGUGUCUGCAGCAAGAUGACGGCUUAAAAAUCUGCUUUGCGCCCCGAGACAACGAAAAGCCCUUUACCGAUUCGGAGAGGGCCCAGAGAUGGCGACUGUCCUUAGCCUCCCUCUUGUUUAUAACCGUUCUGCUCUCUGAUCAUUUGUGGUUCUGUGCCGAGGCUAAACUGACGAGGACUCGAGACAAGCGGCAGGACAAGUUGGCGUUCGUGGACACGGGAGAUUCCCCGGGCGCGGGACACACACCCCCGAGCCAGCCCUCCUGCAGCGGCAACGCCAGUGCGCAGAGUCUUAUUUUUAUAGAGAAUUCUACCAAACCUUCGUGGCGACCUGAAACUUGCCAUCCCGACAGCCUCUCCAAAACCUGCUUUACUGUCGCCGACGCGGAAGCCGCGUGCUCGGGCCUCGCUGACGCAGGGGGCGCGCGGUCGGCGGAGUGGAAUCUGAGCGACCUGUACCUUUCUUUUUGUAAUUCUUACUCUCUUUUGGAUCUGUUUCACGGGUUUUCCAGUCCGGACAAUUCGAGCUGCAACCUCGACAUGGCGAAAGGUGGUGAUACGGCAAGAUGCACGCGCUGCGUCCAGGCUUACCAACGUUUCGACAAGCGAGCUCAGGAGAAAUACCGGGAGUUUGAGCUUAUGGUUCAGAAAUAUGAAACGGAUGUAUACUCGGUGCGGACAUGCAUGGACGAAUGCACGACUGUCUACAAACACUGGCUGUGUUCCCAGUACUUCCAGAUCACACAGAUGCACUGCAGUAACAGGAUUCCAUGCGGGCAGUACUGCCUGGAGGUCCAACAGAGGUGCCCCUUCAUAUUGCCUGACAACGAUGAGCUCAUUUACGGUGGAAGCCCCAGUUUUAUAUGCACAGGGCUUCUGGAGGACGUCCCAUCCGAUGUGGAAGCAGAGUGCUGCGACGUCCGAUGGGAUGCCAAGGCGGACAACAGCUCUAGAGGCACGCUGAAAAGAACUCACCCGUCGUGCCAACACGCCACCUCGCUGAGCUCGGCGGCCGCCUCCAGACUGUGCAACAGCAGACUCAAACUCGGCCUGCUCGUGUUGGUCCUGCUACACACGGUCGCCACCAUCACGGCGUGCCACAACCUCACCACCCUCUCCCCCCUGGAGGAGAACUCGGCCAACGAGGAGUGACGAGUGCGGCCCGGCGGGUUUUAGCCGGCGGCUGCGCCCCCCCUCCAUGCCUGCAAGGAGUUGUGUUGUGUGGACGCGCAGUCGAGCAGGCAUACACACGUACACAGGCAGGGCCCACAGACACUCAAGAACGCUGGACUAACCCAACGUCACAUGUAGGGGAGGGGACGCCGCAGCCUUUGUUGGAAGAGGCCGGUCUAAGGCGGAGUUCCCUCGCACCGCAUUUUUUUUGUUUUUUUUUUUUUUUUUACACUGUGUCUAUGAUUUUGGAUUUCUGUUGCACUAGAUAACUAACAGGAUCUGUUCAUGUUCUCCUUUUCUUUUCACUAAUGGUCUCUGUGCAGCAAGGGAUUUGACAAACGAGUGCGUCGCGCGCGGAGUGCUGAGAGGGAAAUUCGAGAGCGCAUGCACGCGCACAUCUGCGUCCGCCCAUACGUUUCCCCUUUUGUGUUCAUUAUCGUAGUGCAUUCUGCUGAGAGCUGCUCUGUGCAUCCUAGGAUUAACUACGGAGUUUGAACAGGUCGGAGCGUUUUUGAGAUCUACCUAACGCAAAAUCCAAACGCGCAGCUUAGCCCGCGUGAUUUUGAUUCUCCCUUCGGUUCUCCCUCCCUAAAGCCGAGCGCGCGGUGCAGGCGCAGCAGGGCCGCAGCUCCCCCGGGUGGCAGGUAUGCGCGCGACACGCCGAGACGUCAUCGGCCGGGAGCUGGAGCGCUCGUGGUCGACGAUGCGAUGGUCAGACUGAAAUCUUGGGUAAAUCGGUCAGCGCGGGCGUUAGCUGAUUCCUCUUCUGUAUGUCCACUCAACCUGCACAAAAACAACAUUAAGUCCCCAAGUCUGUUUAAAUGCCCUUAGUAGAAUAUUUAUAUAGAUAUAUUCUCUACUCUGUAUCCUAUAACUGCAUGGUAUGUUCAGUGUUUAGACUACACAGCCUAAAUUCUAUGAAUAGAUCCAAAUGAUCUGAAGGCAACGCAUUUACAGUGCGAUGCAUUUGGAGCAGAGGUCUCAGCUGAAAUGACUCCAGGUUUUAUUUGGGACAACGGAUUUAGCCAGGAAAAAAAAACAGAUGACAGGAAAAGCACCCAAAAGACCCCACGACCCGCUGCUUUGUGCUGCUUUUCCCGAACAUCUCCUCUACCACAGUAAAGGGCUUCCCCACUGUUUACACAUUCACACACUUCUGCAGUGCUUGCUGAGAUUAAUAUUGCUUCAACAGAUUAGUUAUACUUUUUUUUUUAUUUUUUUUACCCAGGUUCAAGUGUGGACUAAGACAAAAAAAAAACAACAAAAAAAAACAAUAAAAACCAAACAAACUGAUUUGUUGCUGCAAAGAAGUGAUGAUCAACCACAGGAAGUUAAACGCUCUAUCCGGCAGGGCAAACCUGAGUGACCCAAAGAUAUGGGAGCUUUUCACCGUCAGAUUACGCAGAGGAGAUGCUAAGGGCUGAUUUUCUGUUUUAUUUAUCAUUUGUCUGUUUGCCCACAGGUAUGUUCUUACACAGCUCUUUCUACAUUCCCAGAGACACACUCGCGCGCGCACACACAAAAUGUCUCCCGUACGUGUGAAUGCUCACGUAUGUAUUCCAUGAUCAAGUCUUAAUCUCAGUCACAUUAUCUGACUUCAGUUGCAGACACAGCAAUUCUUGGACCAGCAGCAGGGACAGGCUCAACUCUUCUCAUUGUGCAAUAAGACCUCAUAAAACAUUUAAGUCACAAUAUGUCACUGAUUAACAUGACUUGUAUGCUUUUAUAGAUCUGUUUUCCGAGGUGAGGUGAGUGAGCUAUAGCUAGGACUGUUAGAUAAAGGCUAUUUAAUCACAGGUUUUGAUUACUCUCUGUGCUCUUGAGAAAAACAACGAUCUAUAAUAUUGUUGUUUUGCAGAAAUGUGCAGAAGCUGUGCAGAAGGCUAAAUGUGUGUAUGUGCAGAACUGCAUUAUGGGUACCGCUACCUUUUUGUAUGUCAACUAUUCCCACAAAUUGGCGUACAGACUCUUGUAUGCUUUGCCAGUGUUGAUACCUUUUUCUUCUUUCCCAAAAUAAGGACAAGAGAUCAAGAUCAAAUAUUUCAAAGAAAUUUAACUAGAAAAAAAACCCUACGUGGUAUAAGUACAAAUAUGACAAUGCACAGGUACAAUUUCUGUUCAGUUCAAAUUCAACAGAAAUUCAGUUUAGGUCAAACUGUAUUAAACAUAUUUAAGUAUUGAAAAUGUUUCCUCUAUCAUUGUUCAUCCUCUCGUUCUCAGUGGCUUGCUGUGAUGUAAGCUGUACGGAAUCUUACACACAGCAAGCCUCGCCUCCUGUUAAAACCUUGGCCAUUAAUUCAGUAGUUCUGUGUUGCUUUCCCAGAAUACGCUUGGACUGAUAAUCUAGUGUGUUAAACGUGAAAUGGAACUGAGAGCUGGAUUAAAAGCAGAGAGAUGUGAGCUGUAACCUGCUGGGAAUGUUAGGUCAGGAGGGAUUAUGAGGCUCUGAUGAUAAAUCAUUAUUGAGAAGACCACGGAGAGCAGCCCUCCAGAGGUCUUAUUAACCCACACAUAACGCUGGACUUUCUUCUGAGACCACCUGCUCUGGAGUGUCCUAGGCGGAAUUAGUCGCUCCAUUCAUCUGCCCAGACAUCCAGCACACACACACACACACACUCCUAUCCAAAAAUAAACAAAGAAACGGCUCCGGCGUCCCCAUCUGUGCUUGGCAGGGAAGAAGAGAAGGAAAGAGAACAGAGGAGAAAGGAAUCGAGACGACGAUAGCAAAAGAGAGGAAGUCACGGGAGAUGGAGAGAAGGGAGAGAGAAGAAGAACUCCCUGCUGAACAGCUGAGCGUGUGACGCGUUCAUUUGCGGAAACUCGGAGUUCGCCGUGUGUCGGGUUAACACUAACAAAAUCACAUUGGAAUAUUAGUUGCCCCUGCCCCCCGUAACCCUUUACACGCAUUGUGUAAACGAUGUUUUAAGUGUCAUGAUAUUUCAGAAACACAAGGUCUGCGUUGUUAUUGUAUAGACUCUACCUUUCAGUCCAGCUCACUGACUACCGGUGUUGAAUGAGACGACAUUUGCAUCCAGUGCCCACCCACUGAGUACGUGCUAUGUCAGCAUUACCGGUUCUGUGAAUCUUGUCAUUGCAACUACAGGUAGCUACUUUUGUUCUAUGUUUCCGUGUGUUUGCGUGAGCCCCAGUCACUCAGCUUCAGGUUGACCACCAGAACGAAUGGAACAGAUGCCUGAUAAUAUUGCUUAAUACCACCAAACUUACUAUUAAGGUGUAUUUUAUGCUUGCCUACAUACAGUAUAUGUUCAUUUUCAGCUGUUCACACCACUGUGUAAGUAGUCCCCCAUGCAUCUCCACUUAACAAGCAGAAAUUCUCUCUC
Molecule: messenger RNA, 4841 nt
Organism: Electrophorus electricus (electric eel)
Lineage: Eukaryota; Metazoa; Chordata; Actinopteri; Gymnotiformes; Gymnotidae
Gene: nalf1b
Product: NALCN channel auxiliary factor 1b
Biological process (GO): calcium ion import across plasma membrane
Cellular component (GO): plasma membrane
Molecular function (GO): stretch-activated, monoatomic cation-selective, calcium channel activity
Source: RefSeq, a predicted model, not a curated record